CUCGUAAAUCCCCUCUCCCGUAAACUUUCCGCUACUUUAAAAACAUUUAGAAAUAAAAACUGCGUAUUUUAACCUUACUACUUCAGUUAAUUACUGAGUUUUCAUCAGAAAAGAGUAAAAAGAAAUUAAACGUGUCUCUAAUAUAAAACAUGGAUAACGAAAGCAGUCAGACAAUUGGGUUAAAAAUAUACGAGACUUUACUGUUUCUAGCAGAGAUAUUAUUGCUUGUUUUGAAAAUUGUAUAUUACAUUUGCAAAGCUGUAUACAGAUUAAUCGUUCCACCGAAGAAGAAAAACGUAGUUGGUGAAAUUGUAUUGAUAACAGGUGCAGGUCAUGGUAUUGGAAAGGAGUUAGCGAUCGGCUAUGCUUUAUUAAGGGCAACAGUUGUAUGUUGGGAUAUCAAUGAAGAAACCAACAACCAGACGAUGGACGAUAUUAAAAAGAUGGGAAUAGAUUCUGUACAUGCGUAUCGAUGUAAUGUAGCAGAUAGGGAAGAAGUCUUCAGGGUAGCAAAGAAAGUAAAAAAAGAAGUGGGUGACGUUACUAUCUUGUUCAACAACGCUGGUAUAGGAUUUGCUAAAUCAUUCCUAAAUCAUAGCUUCGACGAAAUUGCACGAGUCAUAGAUGUCAACCUGAAUGCGCAUUGUUGGACAUUGAAAGCAUUCUUACCAAGUAUGAUCGAAAAAAAUCAUGGUCAUGUUGUGGCACUCUCAUCAAUGGCAGGACUUUUUGGCUUACCUUAUGCAACAAUU
Wasmannia auropunctata (little fire ant) is the source of this 752-nucleotide messenger RNA. RefSeq names its product epidermal retinol dehydrogenase 2-like. Gene Ontology annotation, cellular component: lipid droplet. The annotation marks the transcript as partial. The record is from RefSeq and is a predicted model, not a curated record. The transcript is spliced from 5 exons. Gene Ontology annotation, molecular function: oxidoreductase activity, acting on the CH-OH group of donors, NAD or NADP as acceptor. NCBI's taxonomy places the organism in Eukaryota, Metazoa, Arthropoda, Insecta, Hymenoptera, Formicidae.